This is a messenger RNA of Misgurnus anguillicaudatus (oriental weatherfish), 4510 nucleotides long. The record is from RefSeq and is a predicted model, not a curated record. NCBI's taxonomy places the organism in Eukaryota, Metazoa, Chordata, Actinopteri, Cypriniformes, Cobitidae.
GGGAUCAGCGCGCGCGGAGGAGGAGCUGUCAAAGUUUGAAGCCAAAAGUCGAGCGACGUUUUUAAAGAAGACGAAAAACAGGAUCUCUGAACAUUCCGAAGCCAUCUGAAAGAGACCCCGAAUAACUAUGGAGUGAAGAUCGAAAGGUUUACAACACAAGACAUGGCUCGGUCAACUGAGAUUGGAUUCUGCUUUACCUUACUGCUUGCGUGGAGCCUGUGUGCAACGCCGGAUAAGAAAGUUUGUCAGGGAGCCAAUAACAAACUGGCUCUGCUGGGUACGGUGGAUGAUCACUACCAGAUUUUAGUGAAGAUGUACAGCAACUGCACAGUGGUACUGGAAAACCUGGAGAUCACGUACCUCACAGAGAAACAUGACUUGUCUUUCCUUAAGAGCAUUCAAGAAGUUGGUGGCUAUGUUCUAAUAGCUAUCAACACAGCUCCCAGCAUCCCUCUUGAGAACCUUCGCAUUAUCCGUGGCCACACCCUUUAUGAGGACAAAUACGCGCUAGCUGUCCUAUUAAAUUUCAACCAGAGCACUGGACAAGGCGUGAACCAAUUGCCUCUGACUAGCUUAACCGAAAUACUGAAGGGUGGAGUAAAAUUUGCCAGUAACAGUCAUUUAUGUAACGUGGAGACCAUCAAGUGGACUGACAUUCUCAACAUGAAGAGUCUUCCUGAAUCUCAACUGCCAGUACCCAGUAAUGAUAGACGCUGUAUGAAGUGUGAGCCGAGCUGUAAUGGUUCCUGUUGGGCUCCAGGCCCCCGAUACUGUCAAACAUUGACUAAAGUGAACUGUGCAGAGCAGUGCUCUGGGAGAUGUAAUGGACCUAAACCUAGUGACUGCUGUAAUGAGCAUUGUGCUGCAGGCUGCACUGGACCCAAACCAACCCACUGUCUGGCCUGUAAAGACUUCCAGGAUGAAGGAACGUGUAAGGAUGCAUGUCCACGGCUGAUGCUAUACGACCCUAAUACCCACCAGAUCGCUCCAAACCCUAAUGGGAAAUAUAGCUUUGGGGCAACGUGUAUCAAGAAAUGCCCACACAACUAUGUCGUGACUGACCACGGGGCAUGUGUGAGGACAUGCAGUGCUGGCACCUUUGAGGUGGAUGAGGGCGGAGUUCGGAAAUGUAAGAAGUGUGAAGGCCUCUGUCCAAAAGUGUGCAAUGGUCUGGGAAUGGGACCUCUGACCCAUGUCCUGUCAAUCAAUGCCAGCAACAUCGACUCUUUUGAGAACUGCACAAAAAUCGACGGAGGUGUUGCAAUACUCAGCACGACUUUCGAAGGUGACCAACAUACUAAAACUCCACAAAUGGACCCUGCCAAGCUUUUCAUAUUCCAAACUGUUAAAGAAAUCACUGGCUAUUUGUUGAUUCAGUCGUGGCCAGAAAACAUGUCGUCCCUCAGCCCAUUUGAAAACCUGGAGGUCGUACGUGGACGAAUGAAAACACAUGGCACAUACAGCUUUGCUGUUACCAAAACCUCCAUCACACACCUGGGUCUGCAGUCUCUGCGGGAGAUCAGUGAUGGUGAAGUGGUCAUUUCAAAAAACGAGAACCUCUGCUACACCAGCUCUAACUGGAGCCGUCUCUUUAAAUCCACAACUCAGAAAGUUAGGGUGUCAUCAAAUGCUGAUGCUGCCUCUUGUGCAAAUCUAAACCGCACAUGUGAUAAGAUGUGCACAUCUGAAGGCUGCUGGGGUCCAGGUCCCACUAUGUGCUUUAACUGUAAACACUACAAUCGUAAAAAACGUUGUGUGAUCUCCUGCAACCUGCGUGCUAAUGAGCCGCGAGAAUAUGAGGUCAAUAAAACAUGCGUUGAGUGUGAUCCUGAGUGUCUGCUCAUGAAUGAGACGCUGACCUGCACCGGACCUGGACCUGACAGUUGUACAGCGUGUGCAAACUACAAAGACGGACCGCACUGCGUACCGCGCUGCCCGCAAGGCGUACCAGGAGAGAAAGACAUACUCAUUUGGAAAUAUGCUGACAAGAUGCAAGUGUGCCAGCCCUGUCAUGUGAACUGCACCCAAGGAUGUACUGGGCCUGAUCUGAAAGACUGCAAAGAUUUAAAAAGUUCGGGAUUGUCCAUGAUUGCCGCCGGUGUAGUUGGAGGUCUGCUGGCUUUUGUUAUCCUGGGUUUAGGAGUUGCUGUUGUUCUGCGCAGACGCCAUAUCAGGAGGAAGAGAACUUUACGCCGACUUUUGCAAGAAAGAGAGCUCGUGGAGCCUCUGACCCCCAGUGGAGAAGCUCCUAACCAGGCCUUGCUGCGCAUCCUCAAAGAGACUGAGUUUAAGAAGAUCAAAGUGCUUGGGUCCGGAGCCUUCGGGACUGUGUAUAAGGGCUUGUGGGUUCCAGAGGGAGAGAAUGUGAAGAUCCCUGUUGCCAUUAAGGUCUUGCGAGAGGCCACGUCUCCUAAAGCAAACAAAGAGAUCUUGGACGAAGCCUAUGUGAUGGCCAGCGUCGAGCAUCCUCACGUGUGUCGCCUGCUCGGCAUCUGUCUUACCUCCACAGUCCAGCUCAUCACCCAGCUGAUGCCGUUCGGCUGUUUGCUGGACUACGUCAGAGAAAACAAGGACAACAUCGGCUCGCAACACCUGCUCAACUGGUGUGUGCAGAUUGCUAAGGGAAUGAACUAUUUAGAAGAGCGCCAUCUUGUGCAUAGGGACCUGGCAGCCCGUAAUGUUCUGGUGAAGACCCCUCAACAUGUGAAGAUCACUGAUUUUGGCCUGGCCAAGCUGUUAAAUGCAGAUGAGAAGGAAUAUCAUGCAGAUGGUGGAAAGGUGCCAAUUAAAUGGAUGGCACUUGAAUCCAUUCUACACAGGACAUAUACCCACCAGAGUGACGUCUGGAGCUUUGGUGUGACAGUCUGGGAGCUGAUGACUUUUGGAACAAAGCCCUAUGAUGGCAUUCCUGCUAGUGAGAUUGCAGAAGUGCUGGAGAAAGGGGAGAGACUUCCACAGCCUCCAAUCUGCACCAUUGAUGUCUACAUGAUCAUGGUGAAAUGCUGGAUGAUCGAUGCAGAAAGCAGACCUCGCUUCAGGGAGCUCAUCGCAGAGUUCUCCAAAAUGGCACGUGACCCCUCUCGCUAUCUUGUCAUUCAGGGUGAUGAUAGGAUGCACUUACCCAGUCCCUCUGACACGAAGUUCUACCGCAGUCAAGUGAGCGGAGAUCUGGAUGAAGCUCUGGAUGUAGACAAGUACUUAAUGCCCAGUCACAGUUUCUUCAGCAGCCCGAGCACCUCUCGCACACAGCUCCUACAAUCCGUGAGUCUCAACAGCAGCAUUGGAAACUGUCAGAGCAGAAACGGGAAUGGCACUCCUGCAAGAGAGAACAGCCUGGUCCUGCGCUACAUCCCAGACCCAACAGAACAGUUUCUGGAGGAAGACUUUCAGCCUGCUCCAGAAUACAUGAAUCAAAAUGGCUCACUGAUGUCUAACAUGACCAACCCAAUAUACCAGCACCCAGGACCCCCUCGCACAUUUCCGCACCCUUCAUCACCGCUAGAUGAAACGGAGGAAGAAUAUCUCAACUGCUUCAAGAGCCCCGUUCCUGCUACCGCACCCGAGUAUCUUAACACCUCUCACACCCAGCUCCUCUCCUUCUUGAGCACACAUGGCUUCAACCCACAAAGCAGCAUGGACAACCCUGACUACCAGCAGGACUUCUGUCCUCUGGAACUUAAACCACACACCAACGGUCACCUGCCGGCAGCAGAAAACGCUGAAUACAUGGGGCUGGAAGUGCACUAGCACAUUAUGGAGAAGAGGGAGGGACUGUUAAAAUGAGCCACUUUAGAUAAAAGAUGGAAGGACAUCUAUUUAUAGCAGAAGCACAUGCAAUUAGACUGCUGAGCUGUUGAACUGUGGUUUGUCCACCAUCGGGGGACAGAACGAGCUUUGGAUUACCUUGGCUGUCUUUCAGAUACGCUUGAUUCUUUCUGAGCUAGACUUAGAUGCUAAUGUGGCCGCACUUGAACAAGUGUGGCCCAGGAUACGACAACAGGAUUGAAUCCCACGUUGAUGCCAGUAAAAAUCCUGACACUACAUACAAUGGAACAAGAAGCUUGCCGAGACCUCGGAUAGAUCAGAAGAUAACUGAUUUCAGUUGUCAUUAUCCUUUCUCUUUACGCAUACAAAAUAUACUUCAGUGUACUGAGCUCAAAUGUGUUUGUUAAAAAUACAUUGUUUUAAAGAUGCGUAAGCUGAACUCAGGGGCUUUAAAGCCUCUCUGCUGUGAAUAAAAAGAAAGAAAAUGAUGUUGUAAAAUAUAAAAGAUUUAACUUUCAUUUUUGCUGGAAAUGUUGGCUUUAUGGACAGGGUCAUUGUUAAUAUUCACAAAACUGGGACAAAAUUAUAAAUGUUUGCCCUACCACCCUGUGAACGGUUAGGGUCAGCCUUGUCUAAAAAGACCAACAUAUGAUUGGUACAUGUACAGAACUGUAAUAUAUGGUUGACAUUUACAUCUAACAGAUUAUUUUAUCCUCAUAAUAAAACAUCUACAUUGUCACUCAUA